This is a messenger RNA of Drosophila nasuta, 3819 nucleotides long. It is a transcript of the gene Ctr9, whose product is annotated as RNA polymerase-associated protein Ctr9. NCBI's taxonomy places the organism in Eukaryota, Metazoa, Arthropoda, Insecta, Diptera, Drosophilidae. Gene Ontology annotation, cellular component: Cdc73/Paf1 complex. The transcript is spliced from 5 exons. Gene Ontology annotation, molecular function: RNA polymerase II complex binding. Bases 137 to 3709 code for a protein of 1190 amino acids. The record is from RefSeq and is a predicted model, not a curated record. Gene Ontology annotation, biological process: regulation of DNA-templated transcription; transcription elongation by RNA polymerase II.
CAUCGCAACUCGCCGGAGUGUGAAUGUUUUCUUUUCGGGUACCGCAUUAAAAGAAAUAUAAAUUGUGAUUUUCGUGGCGAAAAUACGCGUUUAAUUUGCCCAAGUGUUUGGCCCGCGAGCCACGCCAGCCGCCAUCAUGUCCACAUGCAUCGAAAUUCCGCUGCAGGACACGGACGAGGUUAUCGAGGUGGAUCCGGAUCAAUUGCCAGAAUGCUCGGAAGUGUUUAGCAUUCUGCUGCAGGAGCGUGCUCCACUGCACGUCUGGGUUAAUGUGGCUUUGGCUUACUACAAGCAAAAGAAGACUGAUGACUUCAUCACGCUACUGGAGGCAGCACGUGAAAAGGGCACCAAGGACUACCGUGAUUUUAAAACGGAUCAAAUGCGUGCCCUCGACAUGUUGGCCGCCCACUACGUGCAGGAGGCGUAUCGCGAAAAGUCCAAGGAUAAGAAGCGCGAGCUCUUCAUGAAGGCCACCAAUCUGUACACGAGUGCGGACAAGAUUAUUAUGUACGAUCAAAGCCAUUUGCUCGGCCGUGCAUACUUCUGUCUGCUUGAGGGCGAUAAAAUGGAUCAGGCAGAUGCUCAGUUCAAUUUUGUGCUGAAUCAGUCGCCCUCGAAUAUUCCAUCGCUGCUGGGCAAAGCGUGUAUUGCGUUCAAUCGCAAGGAUUAUCGCGGUGCCAUGGCAUUCUACAAGAAAGCACUGCGAACGAAUCCCAAUUGUCCGGCCAAUGUGCGCAUUGGCAUGGCGCAUUGUUUCCUCAAGAUGGGCAAUGCCGAGAAGGCCAAGCUGGCAUUUGAGCGUGCUCUGCAGCUGGAUCAGCAGUGUGUGGGCGCCUUAAUUGGUCUGGCGGUUUUGAAGCUCAAUCAACUGGAGCCCGAGUCCAAUAAACUCGGUGUGCAGAUGCUGUCGAAGGCCUACACUAUUGACAAUGCCAAUCCUAUGGUCUUGAAUCAUUUGGCUAAUCAUUUCUUCUUCAAAAAGGACUAUCAGAAGGUGCAUCAUCUGGCUCUGCAUGCUUUCCACAACACGGAGAACGAGGCGAUGCGUGCCGAGAGUUGUUAUCAACUGGCGCGCAGUUUUCAUGCCCAGAGCGAUUACGAUCAGGCUUUCCAGUACUAUUAUCAGUCCACGCAGAUUGCGCCGGCCAACUUUGUGCUGCCCCACUAUGGACUGGGCCAGAUGUACAUCUAUCGCGGUGACACAGAGAAUGCUGCUCAGUGCUUCGAGAAGGUGCUGAAGAUUCAGCCAGGCAACUACGAGACUAUGAAGAUUCUGGGCUCACUAUAUGCGCACUCCAAUUCGCAAACCAAGCGCGACAUGGCCAAGACCCAUCUUAAGAAGGUCACCGAACAGUUUCCUGAGGACAUCGAAGCCUGGAUUGAAUUGGCCCAGAUCUUGGAGCAGAAUGAUCUGCAAGCCUCGCUUAAUGCCUAUGGCACUGCGUCCAGCAUUUUGCGAGACAAAGCCAAGUAUGAGAUUCCGGCGGAAAUUCAAAACAAUGUCGCUUCUCUGCACUAUCGUUUGGGCAAUCUGAAAAUGGCCAAGGAUACGUUGGAGUCGGCGUUGCAACAUGCCAGCUCCGAGAUGGAUAAAGAUGUCAAGUACUACGAGUCCAUUCAGGUCACGAUGAAGUACAAUUUGGCACGCUUAAACGAGGCCAUGAGCAGCUUUGAUGUGGCCGAUAAAUUAUACAAGGAGAUUCUCCAGGAGCAUCCCAAUUACAUUGAUUGCUAUCUACGUUUGGGUUGCAUGGCUCGCGACAAAGGUUUAAUCUUUGUGGCCUCCGAUUUCUUCAAGGAUGCGCUGAACAUCAACAAUGAUAAUCCCGAUGCUAGAUCAUUGUUGGGCAAUUUGCAUUUGGCUAAAAUGCAGUUUGCUCUCGGCCAAAAGAACUUUGAAACUAUAUUGAAGAAUCCGGCAACAGCUUCGGAUGCGUAUUCGUUGAUUGCGCUAGGCAAUUUCUCGCUGCAAACGCUGCAUCAGCCCAGUCGCGACAAGGAGAAGGAACGCAAGCAUCAGGAGAAGGCGUUGGCCAUUUUCAAGCAGGUUCUCCGCACUGAUCCACGUAACAUUUGGGCCACCAAUGGCAUUGGCGCCGUCCUCGCCCACAAGGGAUGCGUCAUUGAGGCGCGUGACAUCUUCGCCCAGGUGCGUGAAGCCACCGCGGACUUCUGCGACGUGUGGCUGAACAUUGCCCACGUCUAUGUGGAGCAGAAGCAAUACAUUAGCGCCAUUCAGAUGUACGAGAAUUGCAUGAAGAAGUUCUACAAGCACAACAACGUCGAGGUGAUGCAGUACCUCGCUCGUGCCUAUCUCCGCGCCAACAAGCUGGUCGAGGCCAAGGCUGUGUUGCUGAAGGCGCGUCGCGUUGCGCCCCAGGAUACGGUGCUGCUGUUCAACAUUGCUGUGGUGCUGUCGCGCCUGGCCAUGGCCAUACUUAAGGAUGAGAAGUCCACACUGGAAGUGGUGUUGCAGGCGGUGCAUGAACUGGAGCUGGCGCACAAGUAUUUCCAAUACUUGUCGGUGCAUGGAGACAAGACGCGCUUCAACAUCGAAGUGGCUGCCGUGGAGGCCAACACGUGUCAGGAUCUGUUGUCGCAGGCGCAGUAUCAUGUGGGACGCGCUCGUCGUAUCGAUGAGGAGGAGCGCACGCUGCGACGUCGCCAAGAGGAGGAGCGUGAAGCCUUCAAGUUGAAGGUGGCGGAGCAACGCAAGCGUCGCGAGGAGGAAGCAAAGACAACAAAAGAUCAAUUGCUGGCCAAGCGACAGGAGUACGUGGAGAAGACCAAGAAUUUGCUGAUCAUUGCGGAUGCACCUACCGAAAAGGAGCGCAAAAAGGGCAGCGGACGACCGCGCAAGGAUGACUACAUUUCCGGCACCGACAGCGGAGAUGGAGGUGGCGGUGGCGAAGGUAAUGAACGUCCAGCGAAGAAGAAGAGCAAAGGGGAGCGCAAGAAGGGAAGUGGUGGACGCAAGCGCAAGACGGAGAAAUAUGAGAGCGAUAGUGAGGAGGAAUCCGGUGGUCGUGGUGGCGGCGGUGGCGACAAGAAGCGCAAGAAGAAGAAGCAGCAGGCAGCCAAGGCCGCCAAGGAGUCGAAGGAGAAGUUGUCGGGCAAGCAGCGGCUCAAGAUUGUCUCCAAGGAGACCAUCUCGACCAGCGAGUCGGAGAGCGACGGCAAGCGUAGCAGAAGUCGCAGCAGGAGUAGGAGCAAGUCCGGCAGUCGCUCGGGCAGCGCCAGUGGCAGCAAUCGCAGUCGCUCCGGCAGCCGGAAGAGCGGCAGUCGUAGCCGUAGUCGCAGUGCAAGUGGAAGUGGCAGCGACCGGGGACGCAAGCGCAGCCGGAGUCGCAGUGGCAGCGGCAGUGAAAGCGAUGGCGUCGCUCAGCGCAAGCGUGCCAAGAAUCGCAUUGAAUCUGGUGGCGAAUCGGAUCGUUCGCGUUCCAAGUCACGUUCGCGAUCACGCUCCAAAUCCGGCUCUCGUUCCCGUUCUCGUUCACGCUCCAAGUCUGGCUCUCGGUCGAAGUCGGGCUCCCGUUCACGUUCUCGCUCCCGUUCUGGCUCCAAGUCGCCAUCUCGUUCACGUUCUCGUUCGCAUUCACGUUCCCGCUCCAAGUCGAAGUCGAAGUCCAAAUCCAGGUCACGUUCACGCUCUGGUUCCGGCUCCCGAUCGCCGUCACGCUCCCGUUCCGGAUCGCCGGCCAGCAAUUGAUAGCUGAUUGAUGCCCCAAUCCUUUCUUUGUACAAUUUCAAAAUGCAAAUGUUAAAUGAAGCAACUGCAAAAGACUUGCAAUGCAAUUAAAGAUACAAACAACAAGUUAA